This is a messenger RNA of Ochlerotatus camptorhynchus, 2495 nucleotides long. RefSeq names its product protein stoned-A. NCBI's taxonomy places the organism in Eukaryota, Metazoa, Arthropoda, Insecta, Diptera, Culicidae. The record is from RefSeq and is a predicted model, not a curated record. The transcript has 3 exons. The coding region runs from base 129 to 2495 and encodes 788 amino acids.
CGGUGGGUGUUAGGUGUUCGCAGUGCACUUUCUUCGUGAAAAUCUGUAAAAAUUCGGUCGCAAACAUCAUCGAAACCACUUGAUGACUUUGCAAAGAGGCAUGCUUCGAUGUCUCGCUAGUGUAGAUAAUGCUUAAAUUACCCAAAGGAUUAAAGAAGAAGAAGAAAGGUAAAAAGUCCAAAAAAGACCAGGAGCUCUUCACCGAGGAAGAACUCGAACAGUACCGCCGGGAGCACCAGCACCAGGCAUCGUCGGCACUCAACUCGGCUGCACCGUCCGACAGCGAAGAUCAACCGGGCGAAAAGUCGGAAAACGACGAGGAAUGGUCUAAGUUUGCGGCACUCACGACUGGCAUCGAUUCAGUGCUCAAGAAGACCCAGGAAGAUCUAGAUCGCAUCAAGGAGAAAUCUUUCUUCCAGAAGAUCCCCACCAAAGUCGAACUCGAAGCAAAGGAACGUGAAGAACAGCUCAAACGCGAACAAGAGGAGAAGGAAAGGACCCAAGCGGCAGCAAAGGAGGCCGAGGAGCAGAAGUCUGCUAACGAGCUCAUCAACGCCGUUGUUGAGCUCUCCGAUUCAGACUCAAACUCUGAGGUCGAGGAGGACAUCUUCGAUACCAACUACAUUGAUGCUAUAGCUUCGGGAGACUUACCGAUCGCUUAUGUUCCAGAGUCACCAGAGCUAGAAGACUUUGAAGGACCAGAUCCGUUUGACACCUCAUACGCUGAGAAGGUCAUCAAAGGACCUGAAGUCUCGAAGCGGGGCAAAAAGAUCGUUAACAUCGGUGCGGCCGUCGAAGUACUUACCGGACGUGUAGAGAACGUUUCUACCAAAGCUUCGACCCGUCGCCCCCGUCGAGGCCCUCAGAAUCUUCUCCUAGAAAGUUUCGACGAAGGACAACCGGACGGAGAGGAGGCAAUCCCCAGUGAGGAAGCUGCCCAGCCUCAGCAGACUAUCUUCUCACUAUUGGACGAUCAAUCUGAGCUUACGAGCGAUGCGCCAAUUGAUCUAACCGUCUCGCUCCACUUAGCGUUUCAAAAGGAAAAGGAAGCCAGGAAGGAGCAGGAACCGGAAGAACCCGCACUUAAUCUAGACGAAUUUGACGAUCUUAGAAAGCGCGAACCAGCGGUUGAAGGGGACAAUUUUGAACUACUUGUAGGUGAGGCUGAUCUAGGAGGUCUCAAGAAGCCAUCCCGACCGCCACCACCUCGUCCAUCCACCGGACCACGCAUCCCACAACUCGUUGGCUUAGUCGACGAAGACGAGUUCGAGCUCGAAGCGGACGAUCCAUUUGAUACCGGAUUCGUUGAACGAGUCCUUCCGGCGACUGCCAAGGAGGACGACGACUUUGAUCCACGAGCUGACGAGGAAGACUUCGACGAGGACGACGACUUUGAUCCACGUGCUGAGGAAGAAGUCACGCCUGUUCCGAUUCGAGUCAAGACUCCAGAUCUCUUCUCCGCGGAAGAUCACGGUUCACUGCAAGUCACCGCUAAUCUAUCGAAGGACCUACUAUCGGGAAGCACCUCUGAUCUUACCCAUAUUGUUCAGACUCCCCUGGAAGUAUUAGCUGCUAGUGCAGAGUCUGCCAGUUACGUCGAUCCGUUCGACACUUCAGCCGUUAGCUCUAGCAUAGCUCCGGGUAAAACCGAACUUAAAUUCCUCGAAGCGGAACUGCUCGCGGACAAACCUAAUCAGCUCAAACACUCGUUGAGUGAUCCAGACUUUGAUCCACGGGCCGAUAGUGUUGAACCACUAAAGCCAGAGGAAGACUUCACUGCUAUUGCUCAGCGAAAAUCUUCACUCAGUUUGCAGAUUAACGGAGCGGCCACGAAGAGCAAGACCGUAAUCUUUGCCGUUCGCACUCCGGAUCUGCUGAAGCUUGACGGAGAUCAAUCUUUGUCCAAGAAACCUUUGACUCCGUACUACAACCGAGAGAGCUCCAUUCCUGAAUCGGUCGAUCCAUUCGAUACUUCGUUUGUGCCGAAUAUCGCACCGACCCAGCUUGAGUUGAGCCUAAUCGAGCAGGAGUUGAACAACGCUACCCUAAAGCAUAGCCUCUCCGAUCCGGAAUUCGAUCCAAGAGCUCUAACACCCAGUGGGGCUCCAGUACCCGUUGCCAAGUCUGAUCUUCUCGGAGUCACCGACGACUACAACCAGAAGGUUUUAACUCCGGCGCACGCAGCGGAACUAGAAGAGGUCGAUCCUUUUGAUACCUCGAUUGCAAUCAACAUCCAACCGGGCCGUACUGAGUUAAAGCUUCUGGAGGACGAACUCAUACCGGUAGUUCCUGUGGUAGCCAGCACCAGUCAAGACAUCCUUUCCGAUUCCCAAGACACUGGUUCCAUCUUUGUGAAGGUUCUCACACCACAACCGAGCAACUCAAUUGACGAGACUGACAUCGAUCCGUUCGAUACAUCGUUCGCGAACGACUUGGGACCAGGCAAGACUGAAAUCAAACUACUAGAGAACGAACUAUUCAAUAGCGGCAACUAG